AUAUCAGAAGGGGGCAGAAGGGGAAACAUCCCCGAUGCUUAUGAGAGCAGCACGGCAGCGGAGGAAGUAACUGAUGUUCACAUUUUAUUGGCUACCAUGUAGCAUCGAUAGCCAGACAAAUAUUUGCCGAACGAGGAAAAGUGUCAUGUGUUGCUGGUCGCUUGGGUCGCAAGAGCGUAAUAAAAUGAUUUGGUGAAAAAGAGGAGGGGACGCUCAGUCGGCAAUAACAAGACGAAGGGAGUCGUCAGAGAGAAAGCGAAGUGUCUUACAUGGAGGCACAUAUCUGCCCUCGCCGGAAGGUUUGGAAAGGGCGCUGGCCUGCUCGUCACCUCUCUUAGCUUAAUUUAGCAUUUUAGCCGCAUUUAAAUGGAUCGGAGUCAUCAGCUAAGCGUAUCCUAGGCCGGGGAAAGGGCGUGUAACGCGAGCGGAUAACGGGGCCAGUUUGUAGUGUGUCUCUUUGAAUUACCGCCCCUCCUUUUUUCCUCUUCCCCUUACCAAGAACCAAAAGUUGUGUCCAACGACUAUCAUUAAUUACAUAAAUUGGCCAUGGGGAAUACACCUUCCUGCUGCGUGGCGUCGAGCCCCAAACACCGGCGGAACAACCACUCCAGACUGGAGCCCUAUCGGCCAGAGCCCGAGCUGAGCCGGGAGGAUACGGGCUGCAACCUCCAGCACAUCAGCGACAGAGAAAAUUUGGACGAUCUACCGAUGGAGUAUAAUCCCUCUGACCAUCCUCGAGCCAGCACCAUCUUCCUUAGCAAGUCCCAGACUGAUGUUGCAGUGCACAACAAGCGAGUUCGAGAAAAGAGGAAGAGCCUUUACAUCAAUCAUUUCACACACAUUUCGGAGAACAAGCAUCAUCCAGGCCCGGUAAGAAGGAAGUACAGCUCAUGUGCUACCAUAUUCCUUGAUGACAGCACUGUCAGCCAGCCCAACCUCAAAUACACCAUUAAAUGCGUAGCCCUUGCAAUAUUCUAUCACAUAAGAAACAGAGAGGUCGACGGAAGAAUGUUGUUAGACAUAUUCGAUGAGAAGCUACAUCCACUGUCGAAGUCUGAAGUUCCACCUGACUACGACAAGCACGACCCUGAGCAAAAGCAGAUUUAUCGCUUUGUAAGGACGCUAUUCAGCGCUGCACAGCUCACGGCCGAGUGUGCCAUUGUCACAUUGGUGUAUUUGGAGAGGCUCCUGACCUAUGCUGAGAUUGACAUUUGUCCCGCCAACUGGAAGCGUAUUGUUUUAGGAGCCAUCCUCCUGGCAUCCAAAGUCUGGGAUGACCAGGCGGUGUGGAAUGUAGACUACUGCCAAAUUCUCAAGGAUAUCACUGUGGAGGACAUGAACGAACUGGAGCGCCAGUUUUUGGAGCUGCUGCAAUUCAACAUCAACGUGCCGUCCAGUGUCUACGCCAAGUAUUACUUUGACUUACGUUCCCUGGCAGAGGCAAACAACCUCAGCUUUCCUCUAGAGCCCCUGAGCAGGGACAAGGCCCAGAAACUCGAGGCUAUAUCUAGGUUGUGCGAUGACAAAUACAAGGACCUGAAGAAGCUAGCAAAGAAGCGGUCAGUGAGUGCUGACAACCUGUCGGUUGUGCGGUGGUGUCCAGCCAUCAUUUCCUAACGAUGGCCACCAGCGGCACCGUGGGAGUGGAACCUGUCAGCGGACUCUGCCUGGUUAGCAGGCAAAAACUAGGCAGGAAGCUGUCCUGUGGAUAUGUGGGUCUGUUUGCCGGAUGGGGCACACAAACACAAUCUGGCACUUUUACAAAGCGAGAUUGCACCUCUCUAGUUGUUGUAAAUAACACUGCACUGAACUGGAACGAGCUGAGUGGAACCAAACUGAAGUGUGUGAGUGCAACAAAAUGAAAAAGUGCAAAAGUUAAGCUGAAAUGCGACAUGUGAGACCAUCGACGUCGGAAGGAAAAGGAGAAUAAGAAAGUAGCAGCAUGGCUACAUUCCUGUCAUUUUAAAUGACCUCCUUCGUUUCUUAGCUUUUUUUUUUUUUUUUUACGAGCUCACAGUUUUAAGUUCAAAAACUCUUCCAGUAUUUUGUUUAUGUAUUUCUGCUCAUUCCCAAUUCAAUACUACACAAGGCUGUGUACAUUCCAUUCUGCAUAUCAGCACCUCUUUAUUGUUUUAUGCAUUUUACACAGUGUUGAUUUAGCUAACAGCUUUACACCUAGCAUUCCUGCUUCAUGAGCCAACAGUGUCAAAGAAAAUCAGUGUUAAACUUCCAUUUGACACUUUGACAGGAAUGGAAAACUUCAAACUUGCGAGUUGCUCGUCUAACUCAGACAUUCCCUUUAAGCAAUAUUCAUGCAUUGCCUCAUUGUUGCAAUUGGGUAGAAUGAAGCAUGCAUACUCGAGGAGGGAGACUCUGGCACCCAUUUCUCAGUCAGAGACGUACUGCAGAGGUCAUGUUGUACUUCAAUCACUGCCAUUGUCCUGACCUGUGGUGCCUGUAAUAACAAAUUUCAACUCCUACACCACUGAGCAAAACAACAAGUAACUAACAAAUAACUUUUUACCCCCACUACAUUUUGUAUGGUUCUUCCUUCUUACGAAACAGCACAAGUCAACAAUCUGUUUUCAGAAGCUACUAAAAACAUGACUCUUCAGGGUAGUUUUAUGUUCUGGAGACCAGCUGAAUUACAUUAUUAAAUGUGAUAAUUAUCUAACACUGCUCACACAGAUUGUAUACGUUUUGCUAAGUUGUCUCUGUAUAGUGUACAUACAGUGCCAUUGUGCAGGAUCUGCGGUUUUACUGUUAGAAUAUUUAUAUUAGAUCUGUUUCUACUGUACAUGAGGUGGACAGCAAUUAUGUGACAAAUCAUUCAAAGAAUCUGAAGUAUAAAGAUUUCAAUGGGAGCUACCCUCAAAGA
Phyllopteryx taeniolatus (common seadragon) is the source of this 2878-nucleotide messenger RNA. It is a transcript of the gene ccny, whose product is annotated as cyclin Y. Gene Ontology annotation, molecular function: protein kinase binding; cyclin-dependent protein serine/threonine kinase activator activity. The coding region runs from base 547 to 1617 and encodes 356 amino acids. The transcript is spliced from 12 exons. Gene Ontology annotation, cellular component: cytoplasmic cyclin-dependent protein kinase holoenzyme complex; plasma membrane. The record is from RefSeq and is a predicted model, not a curated record. Lineage: Eukaryota; Metazoa; Chordata; Actinopteri; Syngnathiformes; Syngnathidae. Gene Ontology annotation, biological process: regulation of cyclin-dependent protein serine/threonine kinase activity; regulation of canonical Wnt signaling pathway.